Molecule: messenger RNA, 2079 nt
Organism: Trichoderma gamsii
Lineage: Eukaryota; Fungi; Ascomycota; Sordariomycetes; Hypocreales; Hypocreaceae
Exons: 4
Coding region: 1-2079 (692 amino acids)
Biological process (GO): activation of GTPase activity
Molecular function (GO): GTPase activator activity
Source: RefSeq, a predicted model, not a curated record
AUGUUGACGCCUUCCGCAAAGGUCUUUCUUUUAUCCAAAGGUGGAGAUGCCACUGAGUUGAGUUGGCCUCAGCUACUUCGCGAGAAGCGAGAGCUGUAUAGUGAACGCCGUGAUCACUUUCUCAGGUUCAUUAAGCAUCCCGAGAGUCUGGCUGAGCUGACCGUUGAUCCUUUGGCCGAUGACCCCAAGUCGCCCUGGAAUACCGUUCGCGAGGACGAAACUAUCAGGGUAGAAAUCCAGCAAGACGUACAGAGACUUCCAGAUGAAGCAACUUAUCAUGAAGAUUACAUGCAGCGCAUGAUCUUGGAUAUUCUGUUCGUCUACUGCAAGGUAAACCCAGAUAGAGGCGGCUAUCGCCAGGGCAUGCACGAGCUCUUAGCCCCGAUCCUGCAUGUCGUCGAACAGGAUGCUCUAGAUCGCGCAUUGAUAUCUGGCAGCGAUGACGAGAAUGACCUCGAGGAGCUGAUGCUCGAAACCAUUGACUCUUCUUUCAUUGAGCACGAUGCGUUCAUCUUAUUCUCCCAGCUAAUGGAGCACGCUCAAUCCUUUUAUGAGGUCAAAGAUGCGCCGGCCCCUGCUCAAACACCCGACGGUCCAUUUCAGUCUCGGUUUCCAGAGCAAAGCUCUGCCAUUGUCGAGCGCAGCAAAUUCAUUCACGAGGUCUGUUUACAGCAGGUUGAUCCCGAAUUAGCAGCGCACCUUACAAGCGUCGAGAUACUGCCUCAGAUAUUCUUAAUUCGCUGGAUUCGGCUUCUCUUCAGCAGAGAAUUUCCAUUUAAUCAAUUUCUUGUACUUUGGGACACGAUUUUUGCCGUCGAUCCCUCCUUAGACCUGGUAGACCUGAUUUGCUGUUCUAUGCUGCUGCGUGUGCGUUGGCAAUUAAUAGAAUCUGAUUACUCUGUUUGUUUGCAACUGCUUCUCAAGUAUCCACCUCCUGAUCAACAACAUGGACCUCAUACGUUUGUCGACGAUGCACUCUAUCUCCGAGAUCACAUGAAUACACUCGGCGGAGCAACCUUGAUUAAAAAGUAUUCAGGAAAGCUUCCCAAAGUUUCGAAGAGCCCUGAGAUUCCUGAACCCACGGGCUCACCGUUUGCCGGAUUUGAUUCCUUCCGCAGAAGGGGCUUUGGGGUGAGGUCACCGAUUCGCUCGCCAAAAUUUCUCCAGCAACAGGGUGGAGUAGAAAACAUUUUCCAGGGCAUGCUGGAAAAGAGCGAAAAGCUAGGGAUCAACCAAGCAGUACGGGAUGCCGUGGGUGAAUUCAAGCGAAAUAUGCAAGGCCUUAAUGAAGGACUAUCUUCGCCGCAUCAAAGAGGCUCCUUAGCCGAUGACGUUGCAGCAAAGGCUUUAGCUGCCAUGGAGAAGCGAAAUCAACAACUAGCGAGCCUUCUUGACGAGACGGUUCUUAGUCUCAAGGCGCUGUCUCUGUCCAAUCUUGAAGAUAAGGCCAGAAGCUUGGAUCUAAUCGAAGUUGCCGCAGCCAAAGUGCAAUUUGUGCAAAUAUACCUACAGGACGCCUCUCUAUCCAUCCCAGCUAUGGACGCAGCUGUUAAUGAAGAGCCUCAAGCCGUCCCUGAAAAGAAAGAGGAGAGCAAAGUCAAGAAACCUUCCUCAGCCGAAAAAGAAAACCAGCCAUUGUCGCCGAGGUCAUCUACUACAAACGUGUCCACACCAAACUUAGCUAAAGCGCCAUCGAUUUUGCGCGAGUCAAAGAAACCUUCAAAAAAUAGCGACUCGCUUUCUGCAUCAACAAGCAUUACAAAACAUGAGACAAAGUCAGACACUGUAUUGAGCGAAGUCCGUCCCAACGUUCAACCACUUGUCUCAAUACCUACUAGAUCAACAAUAGCACAGUCUUCAUUCUCGUGGAUGCUGGAGCCGGACGAGUCCGGACCGCCACAAACCCCUGUGGCCAGCAAAUCACCGACAAUUCAACAAAAGAAGCGCAUGAACAAUGCGAGCCGCGAGAAGAAUGCAUUCUUAUUUGGGGAGGGAUUGUCAGAAUCAAGCGAAAGGGAUCCCCUGGGAUCUGGUGACAUCUUCGGGCUGGAGCCGAUGCAGAGCCCAAAGGGGAAGUAA